Trichobilharzia szidati is the source of this 1044-nucleotide messenger RNA. The record is from the annotation of a GenBank genome assembly. NCBI's taxonomy places the organism in Eukaryota, Metazoa, Platyhelminthes, Trematoda, Strigeidida, Schistosomatidae.
AUGGUCUUAGCCGAUACGCAUCUUCUUGGAUAUGUUCUGGGUCAUCCUAUUGAUCGUAUCAGAAGAGACUGGCAGAUGAAACGUGCUUUCCAAGCUUCAUUAUACAUGCUGAGACCCAGUGUAGUUAUCAUACUGGGAGAUAUUUUAGAUGAAGGAAAAUGGGCCACUAAUGUUGACUUCAGUUCCCAGGUAACGAGAUUUCACGAUAUAUUUCAUCACGACAAUACAGAAACUAUAAUGAAAGCUGUUGUUGGAAAUCACGAUAUUGGGUUCCACUACGCUACUAAUGGAUUUUUAAACGACCGAUUUCAUAACGAUAUUGGUGGUAAUGUUUAUACACCCCCUAUCUACUUAUGGUCUUUUUCUGGAAUCCACUUCGUCUUUGCAAAUAGCGUUGCAUUUGAGGGAGAUAACUGUGAUUUGUGCUACAAGGCGUCAAUGACAUUAAAGUCCAUAAAGAGAUACCUUGACUGUUUGAGAAUGUUUGCUUCAACCAACGCUGAAAGCUGUUAUUCGAAAGAACUUAGUAUGGGUCUUUCUGAUAAAAAUCCAUAUAUAAGCGUAGAUCUAAAUGAUCCAUCGAAUUUCGUUUAUUCACGCCCGGUUCUGCUACAGCAUUUUCCUUUAUAUCGAACUUCUGACAUUGGGUGUCCAACGAAACCUCUUGAUGCUAUGCCAAACCAUUUGAGACAACUUCCGAAUAAACCGAAAAUAGACUGUCUUUCAAAAGAGGCAACCAAAGAACUACUCGAGUCUCUUCGCCCACGACUAGUAUUAUCUGGCCAUACUCACUAUUCGUGUAAAAUUUCGCAUAGAUAUGGCAACUUUUCGGACUCUGUUGUAACUGAAUGGUCGGUUGCUAGCUUUUCUUGGCGAAAUCUUGAACACCCAGGAUUUUUAUUGUUAUCCAUUUCAUCAGCAAACUAUGCAAUUAAUAAGUGUUAUCUUCCAACUGAAAUGCGCCUAAUACAAAUUUACUUCACUGGAUUCCUACUGGUGAUACUGUUUGUUUUUCGUGCAAAAUUAAAACGAUUUUUAUUAUAA